AUGGCUUCUGAAGCCUCCUCUUCGACCGCGCCCUCUGCGCCAGAGGCCACUUCUGAACACCUGUCCGUAAACCUGCAGGUCUUGUCGCCGUCGACGGCGGCCAGUUCCAGCCGACCCUUGGUUUUCCCCGGUCUCGCGGCCACCACGACGAUUCGACAGCUCAAGGAGAGGAUAAGACAAUCUCUCCCUCUCAAGCCGACCGACGCCCAGCAGCGAUUGAUCUAUAGGGGAAGACCUUUGCAGCAGGAUGGGGACACCCUCCUGACCGUCAUCGGCGAGGAAGUCAUUCGCACUAUCGACCAGCAGACAAUUCACCUCGUGCUUCGAGACAUCGUUGAGCCGCAUCGCUCUACGACGCCGACACCGGCGCUUCCUCGAGGGUCGAGCCCGGCGCCGCCCACUGCCCAUUUCCCGAGCCCCUUUGGCACGACCGCCCACCCCCUACAAGGCCAUCACCAUGGUAAUCAGCCUACGGCCGCAGCUUUUACCAGACGAACCCCGCUGCACCCGACUUCGAAUCCUCUGCCGUUCCCAACACCAUCCCAAAUACCCGCGAACUUGACCCUGCAGCAGCUUCAGCAGAUGCAGGCGCAACAACACCAGACCAUGACGGCAUGGAUGAAUGGACUUCAACGCGAGGCCAUGAACAGGGCCAUGGCCCACCAGCAGAUCAACCAGAACCAGGCCAUGAGAGCAUCGAUGGGCAUGCAUGGCGUCGGCGACACACCAGCGCCGGCCCCCAAUCCUGCGGACCCCACUCGUGGACGGGCCAGCCCGCUUAGCAAUCCUGAAGGGCACACGUAUGUGAGAGAAGGGCUAAUGCCGAACGGACAGACGUAUCGCGUUACGGUCAACGAGACCUUCCUCGGGGGUCAAGUGAACGUUCAGCAGCCGGGUGUUCAGGGUACCACGACGCCUCUGUCCUCUGCUGACGUCCAGACCAUCUUGAGGGCAGCUGAUAGCAACCAAGCAACAUUGGCUAUAACCAACGCAAUGCAAAGGAGCGCCUCGAGCACAUCUCUCGCGAAUGGAGGCUCAUCUGUCGGCGUCACUACUCCCUACUACCCAACGCCUGGAUCCAGAGCCAGCAGCAGGCGACCUACCCCCGACCCCACUGCUCGCUCCGUCAGCGGUGGCAGCAGACAAUCUUCGACAGCUCACCAGCAAGCGCAGUCCGGCCCCGAGGUGUACAUCCUGUCCUCUCCCCAAGGGCCCCGUGCUCUACUGAUCAACAAUGCCACCGACUCGUACUACACUCCCAGAGCGCAGCACCCCAACACCUCAACUCUUCACCAAACCGCCUCUACGCUCGGGAGAAUGAGAGGUCGUCCUCAAUACGUGGCCUGGCCGGGAGCUUUUGUAACCCCGCCGGUUCAUCACGAAGACCAGCAGCCCGUACAACACGCAGAACCUCAACACCAGGCGCAGCAGCAGCAGCCAGAGGCGCAACCCUUGCAUCAGCCUCAGGGGCAGCCACCCGCAGCAGCAGUGCCAGCCCACCAUAACAACCCGGGCAUCGCUCCGCUGAUUGCGCAAGUGUGGCCGCACUUCUGGCUGGUGGUUAGGCUCGCCCUCUUUGUGUGGUGGUUCACUUCGCCCAACGCGGGCUGGUCGAGAUGGAUCACAGUUAUUUCAAUCGCCAUUAGCAUCUUUGUUUUGAACACUGGACUGCUAAAUAACUACUUCGAUCAGGCCGUAGGACCAGUCAGACGUCAUAUGGAGAAUCUGCUACCCCUUGCCGCGCCGAACAACGCCAAUGAGCCUGUCCGUCCCCGAGACGAUCAGGCGGUUGUUGGACGAGACGGCCAACCUGAUCCGACCCGAGCAGCUGCCAGGCUGGUAGCUCAGCACAGACAAAAUAAUGCGAACUGGCUGAUGGAUCAAGUGCGGCGGCUUGAGAGAGCUGGUCUCCUAUUUCUGGCUAGUAUUGCACCAGGUGUUGCGGAGCGCCACAUUGCCCACCUUGAGGCCGAAGCCCGCGCUGAGCGUCAGAGAAGGGAAGAAGCGGGAGCUGCUGCUGCCGCCGCGGUAGAGGCUGCCGCGAAUCCCGAGAAUACGGAAAUCCAAAACAAUGAAGAGACAAACGAGACUUCAGGACGCAACGACACAGAUGACGGCGGAAACGAGGCUCAAAGAGAGACGCACGGGGGAGAUGAGCGGCGAGCGGAGGAGCAGCAGCCGUUGCUGGCGCUGUAG
Molecule: messenger RNA, 2196 nt
Organism: Colletotrichum orchidophilum
Lineage: Eukaryota; Fungi; Ascomycota; Sordariomycetes; Glomerellales; Glomerellaceae
Product: ubiquitin family protein
Exons: 2
Coding region: 1-2196 (731 amino acids)
Biological process (GO): endoplasmic reticulum unfolded protein response
Molecular function (GO): protein binding
Source: RefSeq, a predicted model, not a curated record